AUGACGCCAGGCCCCGCCGAAUUUAUUGUAAAACUAGCAUUGGGGAGAGUUCUAUGGAAGCUGUUCCUCGGCGUACGCGAGUUGGACCUUGAGAUAAAUUGGCAAGGGCCUGAGCUGGAGCGGGCUAUUGAGCAGGUAGCCACAAAAGUAGUUCCUCAUCUCUUGGGAGUUCUUCAGGAAGGGGGAACUCGUCCUAGCGAUACUAACAACUCACCAAAGAGAUACAGCAUGUGCUGUGUCUGUGAGAGGUAUGCGCUCAUCGACAGGAUUGAAAAAUUCGGACCGCACAUCAGCUCUUUGUCCAGAGAGGUCGUAGCUGGUGAAGAGGUCAUUCUUUAUAAGGGCGGUGCUAAACUUCUUGCUGAGAUUAGGUGGUUUGCCAAUGCAACACAUAUCUCUAUCCUGAAUUACUCCGUGUUCUCCGUUAUGGAAGCCAAUCCUCACCAUAGAAAGGCUGCCAGAGCACCAUAUAACAUUACAACCCCCACACUUCGUCAGAGAUGUUGUCCAUCUAUUCCCUUUCUUGCACUUGCAACACACUCGAUCCUCUUUCAAUUAAUCUUGAGCUACUGCUUCAUCGGAGCUCACUGGCUUCUCUCGGCCUCGGUGAUUGAGGUUCUCGGGAUGGUUGUUUUAGUUCUAGUGGUACGUCUGUGGCUCUUCUUUAGUGUUGCGUCCCAGGGUCUUUACAGCAAACCUAAUCAAUUAUUACCGGGCAGUACCUACCAAGGACGCAUGUCCUUUGUCAUACUCUUAAGGAUUUUCAAAGUUGCCAUUAUCUUCUAUCCAAGCAUCCUAACCCGAAUGAGCACCUCAGUUUCAAUAAAUGUAGCUAGCAUCCUCUUUCUACGAAAGAUUUCGACUACACAUAAGCUACGUAUUCGUUUUACUUACACAACCAGCCUUCAAUUCAUCAAAGUGUCCGUCCGCUAUUACGAUCGCUUAACUCAUAAACCACGAAGGGGGGAUACCUUGUCUAGCGGCGCCUCCUCGGGGAUCUUUUCGAUAUCCCUUAUAUACUUUAGGGUUGUGCUAGCGGCUAGAGAGUGCCAUAGGGAAAUUCUGUGGGUUCAUCGUACCUUCAACAUCGUUAAUGGUUUCGUGUACAUCCGUAGAACAAGGCAUAUGGAUAUGAACAGAUAUGAACGUAUUGUGUCCAACCCCCUCGGAAAGUUGUGCGGUUACAUUGCAAAGAUUACGAGGACGAUGCGAGCGUAA
This is a messenger RNA of Lindgomyces ingoldianus, 1218 nucleotides long. RefSeq lists its product as uncharacterized. The transcript is spliced from 9 exons. Bases 1 to 1218 code for a protein of 405 amino acids. Lineage: Eukaryota; Fungi; Ascomycota; Dothideomycetes; Pleosporales; Lindgomycetaceae. The record is from RefSeq and is a predicted model, not a curated record.